Molecule: messenger RNA, 1065 nt
Organism: Protopolystoma xenopodis
Lineage: Eukaryota; Metazoa; Platyhelminthes; Monogenea; Polystomatidea; Polystomatidae
Source: the annotation of a GenBank genome assembly
CUCUGUUCCGCCAUCAUCAAAAGCAUCAAAUCUGAUCUUGCUUCGUGUCACGCAGCCAGAAAUGAAGUCCUUUCUGAGUCUAAAACGACGGUGAACUCAUUAGCUGAAGCCUCCUCCAUAACUGUAGGUAAUCGUUCCCUGUCAUUAUUACGUCCUGAGCUAGAACCAAGUUGUUUCGAGGCGACAGGUUCUUUUUGUGAAGCCGAACCCUUCAAGGAUCAAAUAAGUCAACAGAGCCAACCCAUACCACUUACCACUAGCUCCCAGAUUAGCGCCGAGAUAUCUGACAAACAUGCUAGUGGUCUUCUGCGAACUCAAUCUUCUGAUCGUAUUGGCACUGACUCACUGGCAAAGGACACCAUGAACGGCAUAUUGUCUAGUGACCCAGCUGUCUCAAAUGCCCAAACUCCGUUAAUGAAUGCGCCUCGAAGGAAAACUCCUGCCACCAUUGCAUCUCCUGCUGAUUCUAUCACUCACUUAGCAACUUCUUUGGCACCUAGCUCUUCACAUCAAUAUAUCAGAAUGCCCAUCCACGGCACAUGUUUGGAGGAAGAGAGGUAUAAAAAAGAGGCAUCUUUUCACUCACGUUCACAACACCAGAGUCAUUUACUUGAGCUACUAAGUCAUCAUUCAGAACGAGACAUUGCUUCUAGUAAGAUAGGAAAUAAUGAACAGGAUUUGCGACUACAAGAAGCAGCUUGGCUUGUCAACCAAAAAUUAGGUAAGGCAAAUUAUGUUGCAGAGGAGGAAGAUGAGAGUCAGACUGACCACGAUGUGUUGGCUGAGGUACUUGACGAAGUAGAUGAGGCUGCUAGCAUCGGCGAAGACGUCUUGUCUACCAAUCUAGCAAGUGUAGAUUUGCUGCUUUCGUUAGGACAUAUAAAUAAGACCAACGGUCAGGAUGAACGAAUCACAGACGAUGGGCCCAGUUUGCAACUUUCCCCUUCUCAACCGACCCUAAGCAGCUUAAACGAGGACUUCAACCAUUUCGUACAUCAGGUUGAAGAAGCUACUCCGGGCACUCCAGUAGCCUCGUUAGCAUCUUUGCCUCCGGAUUCUAAGUGA